AUGGACCCUCCGAAAGAAGGUUCCGGUGAGACCGGAAUCUCUGCCUCCGGGAAGCGUUUAAUGAAGGUUAAGCAAGAAAUCGGUGAGAAAAUGAAAAGAGACAAGAAGGAAGUCAAGGACUCAAUUGCGGGGAGGGUCUCCAAGCGGGUGAAGAAGAAGGAAGUUUCUGGCGGGAGUACCUCUCUGGGCCCUCACUCGCCUUCCUCACUAAAGAUUCAAGAAGUCGUUAACCUCAUGGUUCAAGCCCAUGGCCAAAAGGAGUUGGCCAAGGUUUGUUCCUCCGAUGAAACUCCUGAAACCGCCCCGGAAGGUUGGUUCUGCAUUCACGAGAAGUAUAUCUCGAAAUGCCACCUUCGGUUCCCACUUCCAGAUCUCCUGUUAGAUCUUCUUGAUCAUUACCAACUAGCCCUUUCUCAGCUUUGUCCCUCAGCCAUCCGGGUGAUAAAUGGUUUCAUCACCAGGGCUAAGGAGGAGGGGAUCGUUGUUGGACUGACCGAGCUAAUGAGCCUUUACACGAUCAAGGAGAGCUCUAACAAAGAUGGUGGUAGCGGUACCUACUAUCUUCCUUGUCGUCCUAGGCUUGGUCUUUUCAAGUCUUCCGGUAGUGAUGACGAUUGGAGGAAGAAAUAUUUCUAUGUCAAGAUCGACCCCACGACGAUCCCCGUGGGUCGUGCUCUCUCUGUUGUUUGGUCCGAUAUAUCUGAUACUGAGGAUCCUCCUAAGCUUACUGAGAAGCUGGCUAGGGCUCUUUUCCGGAAGCUAAAUCAAAGCUCCAAUACCUGGGCAUCUUUUGCCUCCUCUCGUAUUGAAUCAGCUAGGUUCCCGGAUCGGUACAACGCCAGGUUCCCUGACCCGAUUCCUGCUGAAGAUUUAGAAGUUUCUGAAGGUCCUUUCGUGGUAGAUCUUUCGACCGGAGCUAGUACUUCCGAAACUGAAAAGACUCAAGCUCCUAAGAUGAGGCCUUCUUUCCGUUCCAGGAACAAGCCUGCUGCAGCUGCCAGCGCUUCGCGAGGCAGCGAUAAGACCCAAGGAGGUGCCUUCCUCAGCUCAUUGAAGGAGGUCCUUGAUGACGGGACCUCUGUCCCUGCUAAGGAUGUUAACCCAGUUGAGCCCAGAGCUCAAGAUGUUGUUCCCCGUCCUGAGGUUCCGACAGUUGAAGCUAACCCCCAAGCUGCUAGAGACCCUCACGAGGUCGAACUUCCGAGAAACAAGAGGUCUCGGACCGAUUUGGGAGAUAGACCCGCCAGAUCCUCCUCCUCGUCUUCGCGGGGAGGGACCGUGGGUUGGAACUUCUCCCAUUCUAAGCCGGGAUCGAUAUUGGAUGAUCCUUGGGGUUUGGCAACCAUCAUGAGGCAUAUGAAGAUGGUAGGAUGCUCCAUGCCUUCGAUCAAUGGUAUGACCAACAAGGAAGAGUACGUUGAGAUAGCUCACCACGUGGGUCAGCUAGCUGGAGCCAUCAACAGGGCUCAGCUGAGGUUUGAAGAGACCGUGCAUGGUGCUCCUAGCGCUGAAGACUUAGCUCAGGCUACUGAGUUGUUCAAGACUACCAAGACGGAGCUCGACCUGGCUCGUGCUCGAGUUGCUGAGCUUGAAGCUGAGGCCGGGAGGCUCGGUUUGAAGGCUGAUACUCAACAAGGGAAGAUCGAAAGUCAGGCCAUCGAUAUUCGGGUUAGUCAACAGAACAAAGAGGCUGAAGUUAGACUAGCUGUCAGGAAAGGUAAGAAGGAGGUGGCUGAAGCCUACAACAAGAUCCUGACCUCUGUGAAGGAGAAGUUUGUCAAGAAAAAGGAAGAGACUGACGCUCUGAUCUAUGCUCAGGAGCUUCAGGCAAACACCGAACUUCUGAAGGAUUUAUUGUCUAAAGAGAUUGAGAAUGCUGAGGAGGAGUAUCAUCGUUUGAUGAUUUUGAUCCCGGAUGCUGGUGUUGCAUACGAGAAGGCUCAAGUUUCUGAUUUCUCAGUUAGCAAGCUCCCCAUUCCUCAAUUCUCCGAGAGCUCAGGUACUUUCGAGAUCAAUAUGUUUAAUCCGACGUUUUCUGGAGAAUAUGGUUCUAACUUGGGUUCGGUCUCUCCUGAUUUAGUUCCCGUUGAGACGACCCCGGGAGGUGACGACCAGGAUGUUGAAGAAGAGGUUCCUGUUAAGGAGGGUGAUCCUAUCGAGGAGGAUAAGGAUGAUGAAGCUGAUCCUGGAUCCAAGGAAGGUUAA
Messenger RNA from Raphanus sativus (radish), 2205 nucleotides. RefSeq lists its product as uncharacterized. Bases 1 to 2205 code for a protein of 734 amino acids. The record is from RefSeq and is a predicted model, not a curated record. Lineage: Eukaryota; Viridiplantae; Streptophyta; Magnoliopsida; Brassicales; Brassicaceae. The transcript has 5 exons.